Molecule: messenger RNA, 1602 nt
Organism: Coccomyxa subellipsoidea C-169
Lineage: Eukaryota; Viridiplantae; Chlorophyta; Trebouxiophyceae; Coccomyxaceae
Exons: 8
Coding region: 1-1455 (484 amino acids)
Source: RefSeq, a predicted model, not a curated record
AUGCAUAGCUCCAAGGGGAGCAGCAGAGCCCUUGCAUGGGUUUGCCUUCUGUCAUGCCUAAGUCUCAGCGGUGUGAGCGCGACUCUGCACCAGGCUAGCUACCAGCGGCCAGUGACAGACGAUGAGCUGACCAGCCCUAUCACCAGAACGAUCGACAAGCAAUUCAGCCGCUUUGCAGAGGAGCUGUGGAGGAGAUACCUGACCAACACAAAGGUUUCUUAUGUGGAGAACAACGCAGACUGUGCAGCUAAACACCGAGCGGAGAUUGAAUCUGUCGCAAAGGGCAAGAUCUAUGUUGGAGAUCAAGAGGACGUGAGUGUUCUUUCUGAGAUUGUGGAGGAUGCCAAGCAGUUCAGUGGCUAUGACAUCAUCGUGGACGAUGGGGGUCACAAAUCCAGUCAGAUGCUGGCCAGCUUUAAGGUCUUGUGGCAAUCAUUGAAAUCAGGGGGCAUCUAUGUGGUGGAGGACAUUAGUGAGAACUACAUAGAGAAGCCCUUCCUUGCCAAAGGGACCUUUACAGACUUCAUCAAGAAUGCCAUUGAUGUUGUGCAGUGCAGGAUGAAGCCAAACUACAUGGGGCCAGACUCGCCUGUGAGGAGAGAGUUCAUGGAGUUUUGCGCUGCUAACCCAAUGGACAUCAUCAGUGUGGAGUGCAUGCCAGAGGCAUGUGUGCUGGUGAAGGGCAAGCCUCGCACGCGGGGCCUGCCCGCAGCCACGCCAGUGCCUGCAGACAAGGCACAAAUUGCUGCUCAGGAAGAGGUAGCUGCAGUUGGUGGCGCUGAGGAGGCCGCUGCUGACCUCUUCAAGCCUAAGGCAACUGCAGAGAAAGCAGCAACGGCAAAGACUGCAGUGCAGCAAAAGGGACCCCCAGCGGCAGAGGCUGCCGCUGCCUCAAAGGAGGCGGACAAUGCAGAUGAUGAGGACACUAUUGUCCUGAGCCCUGCCAAAAAAGGCAAGCCAGGUGGAAAGUCCGCAGAGCAGUUCCUGAAAGCAGAUGACUUGGAUGAUGAUGGGGACGUAGCUGCUCUGCCGAAGCCCAGUCUUUCUCAGCAGAGCGACAGACCAUCCUGGAAGAAGAACUUUGCAGCUGACGACGAGGAGGAGGAAGAGGAAGAGGAAACCUUUGUAGCUCCUACUCUAGUAAAACCCAAGGGGAAGCCUGCGGCAGCUGCUGCUUCCACCUCCAAGGCGGCACAGAGCAAGAAACCAGCGAAGGCCAGCAAAGCAGGGGACGGCGGCGCGGCGGCAAAGGCAGCCGCGAUGCGUGCUGCUUUGCCGGAAGUUGAGGAGGAAGCUGAGGAGGAUGCAUUUGAGGUGGAGGAAGCCAUUGGGGAGGAUCUAAGUGGAGAGGAUGACCAGGAUGGGCUCAUGGAGCCGGCUGCAGAAGAGGAGGCGUUUGCAGAUGCAUUCACUGAAGAAGACGAGGAGGCAAUGAGGCACCGAAAGUUCCUGUGAAUGUACUGAAAUAACUUGAUUGCAAUAAAGUUCUGGUCAAUUGUGGUUGAGGUGAAUGUGCCUGUCAAGUCAUUGGUCGAUGCAAAGACAUGAACAGGCCAGCAACAGGUAGCACAUGGCAUGGCCUGUAAAUGUUGUGACAAGCUC